AUUCGAUCAUAGCCUAUUCAUGCAAAAAGUAUUCAUUUUCAAAGAAAUAUUUAAAAAGAAAAGAUUUGGCGAUGAUUCCUCGACAGACCGCUUCUUGUAUUACAUAACUUUGAGAUCGAACAUAAGUUGGAUUUCUUAGCGGUUUUUCGUAUUGCGCAUGCUCAAAUGAGAUUUGAGCAUGCGCAUUUGCAAAAAGUGCAAGCUUAGUUUCAGCCAUUACCGGAGUGUUAAAAAUGUAAAGAGAAUGUAAGAACAAAAAUUACUAACGAACCACCAUUUUCUCGAUGCUCAUGGACUAUGGAAGCUGUGAACAACAAGGAUAAAGUGGAAAAUUCUAAAACAGGCAAAUCCAAUAAAGAUAAGAAUAAAGAAUCCUUGUCCCAACGAUUUCAUUUGGAAUUAACUACCUCAACUGAUCGAUCGUUCCCUGAGUUUUCAUACUUAGACCUUGUCGGUGCAAAUAAAUCGAAAAAGAAAGAAGAAGAGCAUGGAGAAUGCAAUGUCGAUGAAAUAAAAGCUUUGGCAAAGAAAUUUGAAGAUAAAUAUGGACCAAAAAGUACAACAAAGAAAGUCAAAGGAAUUAAAAGCGAUAGAUAUCAGGAUUUAGUUGAUGUGACUUAUGGUUAUGAUGCAACAGACUCAUUUGUUGAUGAUUCAGAAGCUUAUGAUGAAUUAGUGCCAGCAGAUUGGACAACAGAACAUGGUGGUUUUUAUAUUAACAUGGGUGAACUUAACUUUAGACCUGUUUUGUCUGGAGAUGGUAGAAAAAAUUCUGAUUUCAAAGAAGUGAAAAAGAAGAAAACACCAAAGAAGAAAAAUAAAGAGAACAAGGAGAAGAAACUCAAGGAUGGUAAAAGACUUCUUUCAAGCACAGAAAAAGAUAAGUCACCAAAAAAGAUGAAACCAAAUAGUGAUGAAAAUGAUGUGAAGCUGCUGAAACAAAAGAAAAAGAACAGUUUGAAUAAAGUAUCAUUGACUUCUUCCAGUGAAGACACUCAAAGCAAACCUCAGACUAAUGUUUCAGUUGGUGACAUGGCUUUUCAAAGGUCAACAUCAAUAAAGAGUGAAAAAGAUAGCAUUAAUGACCAGCAUCCUCCAGUACAAGCUAGUUCCAGUUCUCCUUCACACAGUAAUGUACAAAAAGAAAGUGAUAACAACUCUCCUUCAGUGAGAUUGCCUGAUGGUUUACCACCAUCAUUGAUAUUGAGUGUGCAGAAAUUGAUCGAAGCUGCUCGCAAGGCUGGGGGUGAAGCAGGAAAAUGUAAAUUCUUUAAUUCAGAUGUUAACAGAAUCUUACUUCAAAUUGAAACAGACUCAAGGAAGCUACAAAGUCGAGCAAGAUCGGCUGUAUACGACUACCUUGCUUUGUUUCUGCCUUGUACAAAAGAUACGUUGGUAAAACGUGCUAAAAAUCUUUUCAUGCAAGAACAGGUUGGCAGAUUAAGAGAUCCCUUGCUAAAACUUCGUUUGGCUAUUGAGGCUUGCAUGCCUGCUCAGAUCAAGAAUUAUGAGGAAGAAUUGGCAAAGUUGUUGGAAGAACAAGCUCUUCAAAGUCAGAAAUCUAGUGUGGAUGCGUUUAAUCAAAAUUCAGAGAAAAAGGAGGAUGUUGUAAAUAAAGAAGUUGAAGCUGACAAAGAAACAGAGAAAACUGGUGAACCUACAACAACACCUGUGGAUGGCAGUAUGCCAACCACUCCAAGUGAUGAAAAAGGAAAGCGAACAGUUUUACCUAAACGUUUCAUCUGGAAAGACGACAUUAGAAGUCUUCUCUGUGACGUCGUGAGCAUUAAAGUUGAGUUGUGUCUGAUGUCUAAAAGUCGAAGUACUACUGCUGAAGAAGCUCUAAAGGGAUAUUUGGAGACAGAAGUCCGUCCUUUGUGGCCUAAAGGUUGGAUGACAACAAGAAUAUUGUACCGUGAAAGUAAACAAGCGCACGCUAAAGUUACAAGCACAGUCGUUGCUAAAAGUAAAAAAGAUCCAAAGCGUCCAAAAGAAGACGAGGAGAAGCGUCAAAGUUCACAGGUUACUCCAAUGAUUGUUGAUUUGAAAGUCAGCGAAAAAUCAAAUCCUGCUUUUCCCGUAUCAUCGAGCAGUGAUGAUGCCAAAGUAAAGGCAGAUUAUGUUUCAACCGUUUCGUUAAACAUGUCAUCAUGUGAAGAGAAGAGCUUUGAAGCUCAGUCUGGUAUGAUGUUAAAAACUGACUCAACGAAGCAUGAGACAGAUAAAAAGAGUCUUAAGAAAAUUGAAUCCUUUGAAAAUGCACUAGGGGAAACGUCAAAUGUUAGAGUUUCAUCAGAACAAAUUCUUACUCAGAAGUCGCAAAGUGAAAAAGUUACGAAAUCUCAAAUGGUUUCUCUAAUUCAACCUCAAAUUAACGUUAAGAUGGAAAAUAAGGCGUCGCUUUCGGAAUCACUCAGUGUUAGAAAGACAAUGACCACAAAUCCAAAUCAAAUGACGCUAACACUGCCUAACCAACAUCAUACCAAAAAACCAGAAAGUCAGAAAGCUAACUUUCCGUUGUCCAUGAUUUCAACACAAGUAAAUUCGGAGGAAACAAGUCGGAUUUCACAAAAUACUCAAAAUAUGAAACAUCCCAAACAAUCUAAGGUUCUGUCAAAUCAAGACCAACCGUCAGAGACUAGUGAAAUUAAACAUACAUUGAACAAUCAAAUAAACGAUACACUUGGAUGCAACCAAAUGCAAAAUGACGAUUGUAGCUUGAGAAGACUUCUUGGUAACGAAACCGUUCUAAAGAAUGAUAAUUCUUCAUCGCAAAGCAAUUUACAUGAUCAUGUUCCACUUCAGUCAAUGGUAGGAAUUCAAAAGCAGAAUUCAUUUAAUGGCGAUAGUUGCGCAGAACAAAACUCUCAAAAUAAUUCGCUUGCUCAAUCUCCUCUUCAAACAAUUGUUCAACAAAUUAAUUCGACAAAUGUACAAAAUUUAGGUCAUACGCAUAGCACUAUAUCAGACGAUCGUCAAAAUGCUGCAAUCAUUCAAAACCAAUUUGAAUCCCCAAAUCGCAUUUCUAAUCAGCCUCUGAGUCACCCUCAGAUACAACGGACUCAUGGAAAAAUCCAUGGCCAAACUUUGAUUCAGUUAAGCCAUAGUCAGUAUCCUGGUCAGGGACAAUUAAAACGCGAAGAUCCAUCACAUCCUUUGGCACAAGCUCGUACUCAGUCUCCGACGUCACCGCGUGUUCUUCCUCAAUCUCCACAGGGUGUACCGGCAGUUGCAUACUCCUCGCCUAAUGGUAGGAAUCAAGUAAAGCAAGCGGGAAGACUAUUCUGGAUUAUUUGGACGAAAUUAGUUCUCCUUGUACUGCAAAGACCUUCCAUACCAAUGAAGGACGACCAUAUUCUCAUUCAACAUCACCUUCAUUGUCGUCUUGUUCGUUUCAAAAUGUCUCCCAACAACAUCAAAUCUCUCCUCCGAAGUAUGGUAUCCAACAACAUGACAGUUCCAUCACCAUCAUCACCAUCUACUGGGAACCGACGAGGUAGCAUAAAUGUUUCACCGUCUCCUCCUCGAAGUAUGGUAUCUAACAACAUGACAGUUCCAUCACCAUCAUCACCAUCUCCUGGGAACCGACGAGCUAGCAUAAAUGUUUCGCCACAAUUACCGUGUUUUCCAAACAGGCUUUCAUCUUGUAGUUUACAGAAUAUUUCUUCAAAAACAAACCAAGAUACAAUGCGCUCACCAAGACAAGUAUAUAGUUGCAUGAACAAAGUUCCAUCUUCUCCCAACAUGAAUUGUCAGUUUCCAAUGCAAUCAAGUCCAGAUUCUCAUCACAGAUCUUCGCAUUUGAACACGCAAGUUACCGAUUUUAUGCCGACAUCGAAUAAUCGCGAUCCACAACUUAAUACUUCAUUGCUAAACUCACUUAAUGAUAUUUCUCCAAAUCGUAUGUCCCCAAGUAUCCCUCUAGUUGGUUCACUAUCUAAUAUACAGAACAAUGGAUCAUCGCUCCCUAGCAAUCCUAUCACCAUUCCUUCUAUCAUGAAUUUACCCAAUAAUAUUUCAAAUAACAAGACGUUAAGCACUGUUGCGGAAUUUCCACCAGCUAUGAAGGCAUACGGUGGCAUUCAGCGACCUCAACUUCCUACACAACAAUCAAUGCUUCGAAACCAUACGUCAUCAGAUAACCACAAUCGACUCCCAAGUUAUUCUUCCUCAUAUCGUCCAUUUUCAUAAUGCUUUGUACGCCAUGUUUGCAUAGUCUUCAGCCGGCAAGGGACUUCUUGCAUGGUUCAAUUCAAUAUCAGAAAAUGGAACUGUACUUUGCAAUAAUCAUUUUCAUAUUUAUUAUGACAAAAUUAGUGCAACAGAUGUAUUCAAGACAACGCAAAUGAACAGAAAUUAAUAAUUCACAAAUUUUGCCAAUAAAUUUGAGGAUUUUUUGGAUUUA
Messenger RNA from Xenia sp. Carnegie-2017, 4405 nucleotides. Its product is annotated as ubinuclein-1-like. Gene Ontology annotation, cellular component: nucleus. The coding region runs from base 298 to 4191 and encodes 1297 amino acids. The record is from RefSeq and is a predicted model, not a curated record. The transcript has 23 exons. Lineage: Eukaryota; Metazoa; Cnidaria; Anthozoa; Malacalcyonacea; Xeniidae.